Neolamprologus brichardi is the source of this 1144-nucleotide messenger RNA. RefSeq names its product MYC binding protein (gene mycbp). The record is from RefSeq and is a predicted model, not a curated record. Gene Ontology annotation, cellular component: nucleus. Lineage: Eukaryota; Metazoa; Chordata; Actinopteri; Cichliformes; Cichlidae. Gene Ontology annotation, molecular function: transcription coactivator activity. Gene Ontology annotation, biological process: regulation of DNA-templated transcription.
GGGUGACAAUAUCUCUCAAGAGUACCGUGAAUAUGCCAGUGUAGAAACCCGGGAAAAAAGACUUCGACAAUGAAUUAUGACAUUUUUACGAUACCUUCGGUAUCAGAGCAAUCCAUUACUCGAUUUUAGAGCACUCAGUAGUACAUGGCAAGCAGGAGCUCCUAACACAAAAUUCGGCUUGCUUUAUUUCCCAAUUAUAGUGGGUUGUUGCCUAACUGACGAAAAAUCAUAAUAUGGUAGGUAGGUUCUGCAUGCCCGUGACGCAAAUCUGGCAACACAGCUUCGUCGUCUCGUUUCGAUGUCUGAGGCGUUUCAGUAGUUUACUCGUAAACGGAACGACUUACGUUUCUUUAUUGUUUAAAUGUAUCUUAUUUUGACAGCUACUCUGUAGUCUUUCUUCUUCUUUUACAAGCUGAUUGUUUAUCGGAAGAACUUCAUUUCCGCGUGAUUUGAUGUGUUGUUAUGGCAACAGAGUCACCUCCUGCGUAGCAUUCAAACAGCUGCAGCUAGUCCAGAGUUGUUUUCCGUUUCGCACAUUGUAGACGACCCGGAGUUACACGGCUAUUAUCGAAGUCAUGGCUCAAUAUAGAGCCUCUGAGUCGAAGCGGGAGCAAUUUAGAAGGUACCUCGAAAAAUCUGGAGUCCUCGACACCUUAACAAGCGUUUUAGUUGCUCUUUAUGAGGAGCCUGAGAAACCUAACAAUGCACUGGAUUUCAUAAAGCUUCAUCUCGGGGCAGCUGGUCCAGAGCCAGCAGACACGGAGGCUCUUCGUACGGAGCUGGCUGAUCUACAACAGAAGUGCAGCGAGCUCAUGGAGGAGAACAAAGAGCUGAGGAGCAGGCUGAUGCAGUAUGAACCAUCGCCUGAUGGGGAAGCAGCAGAGUAGAGGUUUUCUUUGCUUUUGUGGAGGGAUAAAAAGAAAAAUGUUACUAUAGUCUUGUUUGUAGAGUAUGUAAAUGUUUAUUAAACAAUGGAUGUACAGUGAAUGCAAACUCACUGUUAUUUUUUUGUUGUAUAACAAGAAGCUUUCUAAAUUAAAAAUGACAUUUCAGCAUCAGCCUUUCUCUGUCCUGAAGGUCCUUGAUUUUGCUGAUGGAAAUUCAUUUGUUAUUAAAGCUUCAUCAUGGAUGAAUUCAGACGCUG